UGGCUCCGGAUAAACUCCACACCGGUAGAUGGCGCUAAGUGGGUAAACUCCGCUAAUACGAGAAGAAGCACAAACAGCUCGCAACUCAUAAGGCCCCCCGGGUGUGGACACGGCACCAGGCCAAAUGGCCGCUUCAUCUUCCUCCUCCUCAGCAGGUGGUGUGAGUGGCAGCUCUGUUACUGGAUCUGGCUUCAGUGCAUCAGAGCUCAUUCCUCCCAGAAAAGUUCUCUACACAUAUCCCAAAGGAGCGGGAGAGAUGAUGGAAGAUGGCUCAGACAGAUUUUUGUGCGAAUCAGUGUUCAGUUACCAAGUGGCAUCAACUCUUAAGCAGGUGAAGCAUGAUCAGCAGGUAUCUCGAAUGGAGAAGCUUGCCAGCCUGGUGGAGGAGCUAGAGGCAGACGAGUGGAAAUAUAAACCUAUUGAACAGUUACUGGGCUUUACAACUUCAUAAAUUACCUGUUUGUUUUUUCUUCAUCAUGUUGUCCUGUAUUUAUACAGAUCCCCCCCCCCCCCCCCCCCUUUUUAAUUCAGUGUGAGUAUGGUAGCUGUGCUUUGCUACAUUUGGGCUACAUUCUUAAAUCACACAGAGGGCUGUGUCAGUAUUCUGACCAUGUUACAUGAUUUUUUUUUUUUUAAAUAUACAAGAAUGUCACUUUACAGAUUUCAACAGCUUUACAGUUACCAUCUCUUGAAUUUUGCCUCCCAUAUUUUUUAAUAUUAAUGAUGUCUAUAAAAAUAAAUUUGUCUUAACUUAAA
This is a messenger RNA of Astyanax mexicanus (Mexican tetra), 756 nucleotides long. RefSeq names its product anaphase promoting complex subunit 16 (gene anapc16). Lineage: Eukaryota; Metazoa; Chordata; Actinopteri; Characiformes; Acestrorhamphidae. Gene Ontology annotation, cellular component: kinetochore; anaphase-promoting complex; cytosol. The record is from RefSeq and is a predicted model, not a curated record. Gene Ontology annotation, biological process: protein ubiquitination. The transcript is spliced from 4 exons. The coding region runs from base 125 to 451 and encodes 108 amino acids.